Aureococcus anophagefferens is the source of this 3150-nucleotide messenger RNA. RefSeq lists its product as hypothetical. The transcript is spliced from 4 exons. Bases 1 to 3150 code for a protein of 1049 amino acids. The record is from RefSeq and is a predicted model, not a curated record. Lineage: Eukaryota; Pelagophyceae; Pelagomonadales; Pelagomonadaceae.
AUGGCGACGUCACCGGAAGCGGCGGACGCGGCGGCGACGGAGUCGGAGGUUUCGGCGCUGCUGGCGCGCGUGCCCGCGGACCUCGACGGCGCGGCGCCGCUGGCGGCGCUGAGCGCGCUGCUGGCGGCGCCCUGCGGCAAGUCGCACGCCGCGCGUUCGAAGCGCGAGGCCAACGUCGCCGUCGAGCUGAGGCACGUGCGGGCCCUCGCCGAGCGCUGGCGCGAGUUCCUGCUGCCGGCGCUCGCGGUCGCGCGCGACGAGGCCGCGCGCCUCGACGGGUCGGGCGGCGCCGCGGCGCUCCUCGACGGCGAGCUCGGCGCGCUGCUCGACGCCGAGUCGCAGCAGCUCGUCGGCGUCGAGUCGGCGGACGGCCGGCCGCGCGCGGCGUCGGACCACCGGUCGAAGAAGAAGCGGCGGCGCGACGGCCCCGUCGCCGCGGACGGGCUGCCGCGGCGCAAGUUCCGCGUGCGGCUCCGGCUCGUCGGCGCCAACGUGCGGCCCAACAGCCACGCGUCGGCGCUCUACGCGCUCCUGAAGCUCGACUCGCCGACGGUGCUCGCGCGCGACGCGGCCGCGGCCGAGGCCGCGCGGCUCGGCGACCGGCCCGAGGCCUGGGACGAGGAGGCGCUCCUGAGCUCCGAGUACCCGCCCGUGGACUCGACCCGGGGCGGCUCGACGACGCUCCUCUGGAAGUGGAUCGACCGCCAGCCCGAGUUCGACGACUCCGUCCUCGACGACCGCCUCUUCGGCCGCCUCGAGCGCGCGGUCAGGGGCGACUUCCGGCCCGACGACGAGGCGGCGCGGGAACCCUUCGAGGACCCGGCGGCCACGGUGCUGGCCUGGUGUUUAGGGGACGGCGCGCUCGCGGACGCGCUCGAGGCGCUCCCGCCGGACGGCGACGGCGACGCGCUCGACGUCUUCGGCGAGCCGGCGACCUACGCGGCCACGGACGAGGAGGCCGCGGAGCGGUCCAAGGCCUGGCACGCGGAGCACCCGCGGCCGGGCUCCGCGAAGCCCGGGACCGCGGCGGCGCUGCGGAACGUCAAGAAGCCGCGGCGGCACGAGGAGGACCUGCGCGCGCGCGUCGCCGGGGCGCUCUCCGACGCGGCGCUGGCGCCGCCCCUGCCCGAGGGCGCCGAAAUGGCCAACGAGCACCUCGCGGCCGCGCUCGGCGACGCGGGCCUCCUCGACGAGCGCGCGGUGGCCGUCGAGCGCGACCGCGCCGCGGGACGGCCGACGCCGCCGGCCGCCGACGACGUGCGGGCCCAGGAGGCGCGGAAGCUCGCGCUCCGGCUGCGCCGCGUCGACCGCGAGAACGCGCGGCACGCGUGCGUCAUGGGCGUCGCCGUCGCCAAGGCCCUCCGCGCGUCGCCCGGCGCCUCUCGCGUUUUUUUUGGGCGACCGUUCUCCGGCGCCAUGAACGACGACCAGUCCGACAUCCGGCGGUCCGUGUCGAUGAGCCACGGCCUGCUCAUGGCGUCGAGCCCCGAGCAGGUGGGCCGCAAGCGGUCGCGGCGGGAGCAGACCGGGCGGCCCGGCCACCGCCGCAUCCAUUCCGAGCCCGUGCACGUCGCCGCCCCGACGGACGACGUGGACCUCUUCCCCAUGUGGUCGCUGGCCGACGACCCCAUCAUGGCGCUCGACGUGGAGCCGUCGACGCCCGAGUGGGCGCGCGUCAUGGAGCACUGCGCGACGUCGUUCGGCGGCGGCGGCGGCGACUCGCCGGGCCUGGGCCUCGGGCGGAAGAAGGGCAACUUCGGGGACCUGCCCGGGGCCUUCUACGGCGACGACGACGAGGACCUGGGCGCGACGCGGCGCAACGCGAGCCACAGCCUCGACGCGGCGACGUCGUCGAUCGACCCGAACUCGUCGCUCGACCUGCCCAACUCGUCCUACGGCGAGGACGACAGCCUCUGCGACGGCCUGUCGCCCAUGACGACGGAGGCCUUCCGCAAGGCCAUCCUGCCGGCCAUCGCCAAGGACGACAGGGCCGCGGCGGCGAAGCCGCCGCGCGCGGCGGCGCCGCGGAAGGCGCCGGCGGGCAAGGGCGGCAAGGGCAAGGGCGGCAAGGGCGACGACGCCAAGGGCGACGGCGACAAGGACCGGGGCCGCUACAAGUGCGGCCGCUGCGGCCAGGUCAAGGUGAACCACGUCUGCCCCUUUGGCACCGCGACGAACCGGAACGUCGACGCGCAGUGCGAGGACCCGGAGCGGCCGAUCCGCGUCGGCGACAAGGACGGCGUCGUCGUCGUCUCCGCGGGCCUCGCGUCCCUGGACGUGGCGCCGGCGGCCGGCGACGCCAUGGACGUCGCCGACGAGGCGCCGCCGUCCGGCGACGAGCCCGUAUUCGAGGAGCGCGUGCUCUACGCGCGGCCCUACGUGUCCGCGGUCGAGGAGGCGGAGGCCGGCGGCUCGAGCCGCAAGACGCACCGGCGCACGGCGUCGGCGGCGUCGACGGCGUCGUCGAGCGGCGCCAUGGACGUCGACGGCGACGCGCCGGGCCCGCCCGCGGCCGCGCGGCGCGCGGCGUCCGCGCCCGGCGGCGGCGCGCCGCCGCGCGCGCCCGGCGGCAAGGGCCCCCGGGGCCCCGGCGCGGCGAAGGUCGCCAAGGCCGACCUGCCCGGCCGCGGCCCCAUCCCCGCGCCGCCCGACGGCGCCAGCGCCGCGGGCCCGUCGGAGGCGCCGACGCCGACCGCGACGCCCAAGGCGGCCGCGCCGACGCCCCAGCAGGUCGCGCAGCAGCAGCAGCAGCAGCGCUUCCUCGCGCAGCAGCAGCAGGCCGCCCUCGCCCGCGCGCUCGCCCAGAGCCCGGGUAUGGUCCGCGUCAACGGCGGCCACGUGCACCCGGCGAUGCUCGCGGCGAUGAUGGCGCAGCAGCACGGCGCGCACGGCGCGGCCGCGCGGCUCCACCACGAGCAGCAGCAGCGCCUGCGCGCCGCGCACCAGGCGAGCCCGACGAAGCUCCCGCCGGGCGCGGCCUUCGACCCGCGGCGCGGCUACGCGGGCCCCCAGCUCACGAACCUCACGCCGCAGCAGCUCCAGGAGAUCGCGUCCAUGAGCCAGCUCGUCCUCCACACGCAGCAGGGCGCGCCGCCGCGGCCGGGCGCGCCGCCCGCGCCGCCGCCCUCGGCCAAGAGCGAGCCGCCCUAG